AUGGAGUCCAGCCUGGUCCUCCUGCUGGCCCUGGCCAUGGCGCCCUUCCAGCCUGGCAGUGGCCAGUCCCUCCAUGUGGAUCCCCCCGAUCCUGUGGUGGCUGUGGCCAAAGACACAUCCCUCCAGCUCAACUGCAGCCUGCCCUGUGACGAGGGUGUAGCCCAGGUGCAGUGGCGUGGCCUGGACACCGACCUGGGCAAUGUGCAGAACCUCCCAGGCAGCAGCACCCUCUCCAUACACGGCCUGCUGACAGACGCUGGCACACGUUUGUGUGUGGGCUCCUGUGGGGGCCGAAGCGUCCAGCACUCUGUGCAGAUCAUUGUGUACGCCUUCCCAGACCAGCUGGUGGUGUCUUGGUCAGCACAGGACCAAGAGGUGUCCUGCACAGCCCACAACAUCUGGCCCCCAGGCCCAGACAUUCUCUCUUUCACCCUGCUACUGGGAGACCAGAGACUGGAGGGGGCCCGGGCCCUGGAACCAGAGCAAGAGGAGGAGAUGCAGGAGGCCGAGGGCACGCCGCUGCUCCGAAUGUCACAGCGCUGGCUGCUGCCCUCCCUGGAGACCCCGGCCCCUCCCGCCCUCUACUGCCAGGUCACCAUGCAGCUGCCCAACCUAGUGCUGACCCACAAAAGGGGGCUUCCAGUCCUACAGAGCUGGACCUCACCAGAGCCCCCCAAUACCACCUCUGCCAAGCCCUACAUCCUGACCUCAUCACACACUACUGAGGCCAGCUCCACUGGGCUCCCCACCAGCACAAGCCUGCCAUCUACCCCUCCUCGUUCCACACUUAGCCCUAGGACUCUGAGCUCCGCUGGCACUUGCUAUCCCGAGAUCCACCAGGACCAGGAGGCAGUCUGGCAGCUACUCUGUGAAGCAUCCUGUGGGCCUGGAGUGACUGUGCGCUGGAUCCUGGCUCCUGGCAACCUGGCAGCCUACCACAAGAGGGAGGCCGGGGCUCAGGCGUGGCUAAGCGUCCCUCCCCCAGGUCCCAUUCCCGAGGGCUGGUUCCAGUGCCGCCUGGACCCCGGGGGGCAGGCAGCCAGUCUGUAUGUCUCCAGUCAGGUGUUCCCAAAACCCUCCUCCGACAUCACCCUGUGGAUUGGCAGCUUGGUGCUGGGGCUGCUCGCGCUGGCCUUCCUUGCCUACCGCCUGUGGAAACGCUACGGGCCGAGUGCUCCCCCAGACACCAGCUCAUGCACACUCCUGUGA
Molecule: messenger RNA, 1209 nt
Organism: Peromyscus eremicus (cactus mouse)
Lineage: Eukaryota; Metazoa; Chordata; Mammalia; Rodentia; Cricetidae
Gene: Madcam1
Product: mucosal vascular addressin cell adhesion molecule 1
Exons: 5
Coding region: 1-1209 (402 amino acids)
Biological process (GO): heterotypic cell-cell adhesion; integrin-mediated signaling pathway; leukocyte tethering or rolling
Cellular component (GO): membrane
Molecular function (GO): integrin binding involved in cell-matrix adhesion
Source: RefSeq, a predicted model, not a curated record